Messenger RNA from Cotesia glomerata, 1439 nucleotides. RefSeq lists its product as uncharacterized. The transcript is spliced from 4 exons. The coding region runs from base 232 to 1230 and encodes 332 amino acids. Lineage: Eukaryota; Metazoa; Arthropoda; Insecta; Hymenoptera; Braconidae. The record is from RefSeq and is a predicted model, not a curated record.
CAAUAAAUAAAAAUAACAUCCACUAGAUGGAAGCAUAACAUAGUAAAAUGCUAGUAUACAAAUUUGUAUAAGUUUUAAACCUCAACUAUUUACGUAUAUAGUCUAAAAAAUGUUUUAGUAAAUAUAAUCAAAAUACUGCAGAGAGAAAGCGUAAUAUUAUUAAUGUGAAUUUUUUAAAAUAAUUAUUAGUGAUUUUAUUGUGGUGAUAUAGUUAUAAAACUUUAUAAAAUAAUGGGAAAAUCUUGUAUCGUGAAAAGUUGUCCAAGUGGACGCAAACUAAAAACUACAAAAAAUGAUUCGUCUCAGCAUCUGUCUUUUUUCCAACCUAGUACACCGGCAAGAUUAGACAAGUGGAAAAGGAGUUUGGGUAUUAAAUUGAAAGCCACUCAUAAUAUUUGCCAUCUUCAUUUGAAAGAAGAACAUAUAAAAUUGUACGACAAGUUUAUCAUUAAUGGAGAGGUCAAGAUUUUUCCAACAGUGAAAAAAAUGCUAAAAGCUGAAGCUUUGCCAACAAUCGAGCAUCAAUUUAUUCCUAUACCACUAUGUGAGCUUCAAGCAAGUAUUAUUGAUGAACCACAAAAAGUAACUUCAUGCCACAAUCACUGUGAAGACGAUCAGCAGGAUCGUAUGCAAAACAGCUGCAUUGAGCAACAGGAAUUAUUAGAUGAUCUAAAUAUUCCUAAUAAUGCUACAGAUUACAAUGAACAAAUAGAACAAGACUUGGAAAAGUCUCCGUUGAGUCAGCAGUCAUACGAUAGUUUAAAUAAUCACGUAGAAAACGAAAUAACUGUACAACCAAUAGAGAGUAUAGGAGAUAUCCUGAAAUGUCCAAUGCUACCGUCGUUUUGGAUGCAUAUAGAGAUACCAGACGGACUAGAAUUUCUACGAAUGGACCCAUUAGCCAAAAAAACGAAAAAUCAUAUACGUCUAAACGAAGAUUUAUCAUUUACCGUUAUUUUUUCUAAUGGUGAAGAAUUACCUCUUGACGUUAAAAUAAAUUCUUUCAAAAGUAUUUGCGAGUUCUUAAAAUCUGUGGAAAGAUGGCCAUUAUGCGUUGGUACUCAAAUAGACAGCAAUAAAUACUCAAAAUUGUGUAAAGGUGUAAUUACAAGUGACGAUGCUUACCAAAGAAAUCAAAGAAAUCCAAGAUGUAAAGCAUGUCGAAUUUUACGGAAACGCUUACAAAGCCGUAAAUCAACAUUUGUUGAUUUACGGAAACGACCAGCCUGAUCCAAAAAUGUUUGCCCAAGUGUAUCGUUUGGAUUCUUGUUUUUCUCUCGUAUGUCCUCCAAAACGAUGUAAUGUUUCAGGGAAAGACCUGCUAAAAAGUUUAAUAAGAGCUCAAGAAAUUUUAACUUUUUAAACCAUAACUAUUGUUGAAGAUGUAUUAGUUUAUUUGUAUAGUUUAAUAAUACAUAUUCGUUGAAUUUCCUUUUGAA